UUAGUCAGCUGCACAGGCAUAUACGCUUGGAGUCGCGCGACUGUGCAUUUUGACAAAACGGUGUUUACUUCAAAAUAUUGAUGUCGCAUGAGGAGGCAUGGAACACCCAGCUUGCAUUUUGGAGGACUUGAAGCAGUUUGUCGUAAGUGAUGCCCCACCAACAGCGUAUUACAUCCCAGAUUUCAUAUCUGAAGAUGAGGAGUCCUACCUGCUACAACAGGUCUAUAAGUCUCCUAAAACGAAAUGGACACAGCUGUCAGGUAGAAGGCUUCAGAACUGGGGAGGGUUACCACAUCCCAAAGGCAUGCUGGCAGAGAAGAUCCCUGGCUGGCUCCACAUGUACUGUGAGAAAAUUUCCUCUCUAGGUGCAUUCAGUGGGAAAACAGCCAAUCAUGUGUUGGUGAAUGAAUAUAAUCCAGGAGAAGGGAUUAUGCCCCAUGAGGACGGCCCGCUGUAUCACCCUACUGUCACCACUAUAAGCCUGGGCUCUCACACCCUGCUCAACUUCUACUCGCCUAUCAGCAGCCUGGAGGGCGACGCACCGCAGACAGAGGAGAACCGGUAUCUGUUCUCCCUGCUGGUGAAGCCGCGUAGUCUUCUUAUCCUGCAGGAUGAAAUGUACCAGCGACUCCUUCAUGGCAUUCAGGGAUACGAACAGGACACGCUAACGGACAAGGUGGUGAACCUGUCUGCUGCCGGGGCCCUGCCAGGGGACACGCUUACACGAGGCACCAGAGUGUCACUGACCAUACGACAUGUGCCCAAAGUCAUGAAGACGAAGCUUAUGCUAGGGAGAAAAUGAACAGAAGACUUAUAGAUACUUUGUGGUUCCACGCUGCCACUGACACAACAACACUUGAUAUGCGUGAGAGUAGCCUACAGACUAAUGAUGUGUCUAUCCUGAAUCAGUUUGCUAAAUAUCUGUGGAUGACAAUGCAUCUGGGGUUGUAACUAGAAAUCAUUUCAAUUGUGAAUAUAUUGCUUUAAUAUUUUAAGAGUUAAUAGGAGCAGUCUAGCAAAUAUCUAUGUAAUAAAUGCCAAAAGAAGUCCAGAACUAAUUACCAGAGCUCAGAUUGGCUUCUUUAAACUUCUUACUUUGAUCAUCAGCCAAGAAAGAUUUAUUUUGAUUUUAGUUUGCAUCUGUGAAGCUGCAAUCACACAAUAUAUAAACAUUUAUUUUCUGUAUGUCAGUUGUAAUUAUUAUUCAAGCUUAAGAACUGAAAUAAGAUUUUUUUUGACUUCAUAUAUUGUUGUUAUGCUGAUACAUACAUAAAAUAAAUCUGACAUUCUAAUUUA
Messenger RNA from Amphiprion ocellaris (clown anemonefish), 1296 nucleotides. It is a transcript of the gene alkbh6, whose product is annotated as alkB homolog 6. The record is from RefSeq and is a predicted model, not a curated record. Bases 98 to 802 code for a protein of 234 amino acids. Lineage: Eukaryota; Metazoa; Chordata; Actinopteri; Pomacentridae. The transcript is spliced from 2 exons.